AUGCAGUUGUUAAGUAAUAACCUCACUGGUGUCAUCCCUGCUUCCAUAGGAAACUUAACCAAAUUGUCUACUCUUUACCUUUUUGAAAAUAAGCUUUCCGGGUCAAUACCUCAAGAGAUAGGGAUGCUUGUAUCUCUUACAGAACUUAUUUUCUUUGAUAACAAUUUCUCUGGUUCAAUCCCUGCUUCCAUAGGAAACUUGACCAGCUUAUCUACUCUCUACCUUGAUCAAAAUAUGUUUUCUGGUUCAAUCCCUGCUUCAAUUGGAAACAUGACGAAGCUUGUGGGGUUAAGUCUUCUGUAUAUCUUUUAUCAGGGCCAAUUCCUUCGUUCAGCAAUCUUACUCAUUUGGAAUCACUCCAAGUAUCGGACAACCAUCUCGGUGGUCCAUUACACGAGAAUAAAGAUACCACCUGAGCUCAAACAUGCAACUCAAUUACAAGAAGUCGACGUCUCUUCAAAUCAUCUCAUGGGUGAGAUUCCCAAGGAAUUGGAAGCAUUGACAUUGAUGUUCAAUCUUUUGCUAAGUGGUAACCAACUUUCAGGCAAAAUUUCAUCAGAGAGUGGUGUUCUUUCAAACCUACGACAUCUUAACUUGGCAUCAAACAAUUUAAGUGGUCAAUUCCUAAUCGACUUGGAAAAUGCUCUAAAUUUAAGUCAGAAUUUACUUAUUGGGGAGAUACCACAACAGGUUGCAAAAUUACUUUCCUUGGAAAUGUUGGACCUUUCUCACAAUAUGCGCAAUGGUUCCAUCCCAAAUUCUUUUAAUGAUUUGCAAAGCUUGACUGUUGUGAAUAUCUCUUGCAAUCAAUUAGUAGGUCCUAUACCCAACAUUAAGGCAUUUCAUGAGGCUUCGUUUGAUACCUUAAGAAACAAUAACGGCCUAUGUGGUAAUGCCACUGGACUAAUGCAUUGUGUCGUCGCUGCUGCUAGCAACAACGUUGGUCAUAGAAAAAGCACCAAGUUCAUCAUUUUCAUUGUGCUUUCACUCUUUGGUCUUCUUCUUUUACUAUUUAUCAUGGCCGGAAGUUUCUUUAUUCUCUGCCAAAAGAACCGAACUAGAAAAUCUGAGUCAAUGGAGGCACAACUUGGAGAUUUUUUCACAUUGUGGGGAUAUAAUGGAAGAAUACUCUAUGAGAACAUUAUUGAAGCCACUGAAGAUUUCAGCUCCAACAAUUUCAUUCAGGAGGCUAUGGAGCUGUUUAUAAAACUGUGCUACCCAUUGGUGAGGUGGUUGCAAUGA
Durio zibethinus is the source of this 1242-nucleotide messenger RNA. NCBI's taxonomy places the organism in Eukaryota, Viridiplantae, Streptophyta, Magnoliopsida, Malvales, Malvaceae. The record is from RefSeq and is a predicted model, not a curated record.